Oncorhynchus mykiss (rainbow trout) is the source of this 4600-nucleotide messenger RNA. NCBI's taxonomy places the organism in Eukaryota, Metazoa, Chordata, Actinopteri, Salmoniformes, Salmonidae. The record is from RefSeq and is a predicted model, not a curated record.
GCUAAGGGAAGUGACGACACCGACGUACAACAGAUUGCUGAACGACGAGAAGUCGCAUAUUAACUAUGUGGAAAAAGCCAGACGCAGAGACAGUGGUAAAAGAACAUAGCAAAAAAAUACAAGGGCAACGUCUUCAAAAUCCAUCUUCAUCUUCGGGAAAAGCAAUUCGGGAUGAUAUUGAAAAUAGCAAGAGCAUAAACUACACACGUUAACCUUCAAAACAAACCCAGUAUUAUGAUUUUAUGACAUUAGGAUUGUUUUAAAAAGAGAGGUGAAAGAUAGUUUGUUGGAUUGUAGCUAGGGACAGUGUUACUAUAUCCGGAUAGAUAGACUACGGGAAGCAGAAAGAAGAGAGAGAAAAAUAAACCGUUUCUGGAAAUAAUUUUGCCUUUAAAAAAUAUAUUUGGACUAAAACUUUUUGGGACUUUUGCCUCCAACAUUUUUUUUGUGGAUUUUGAGCUAGCUUGCUAGCUGUAAAUUGUCAAUCAUGGAAUUGAGAGUGGGAAACCGAUACAGACUGGGCAGAAAAAUUGGAAGUGGUUCGUUUGGAGAUAUUUAUUUGGGUACUGAUAUCUCGGUAGGAGAGGAGGUGGCCAUCAAGCUAGAGUGUGUGAAGACCAAGCACCCGCAGCUCCACAUCGAGAGCAAGAUCUACAAGAUGAUGCAGGGAGGAGUGGGUAUCCCAACGAUAAAGUGGUGUGGGGCGGAGGGCGACUACAACGUGAUGGUGAUGGAGCUGUUAGGACCCAGUCUGGAGGACCUGUUCAACUUCUGCUCCCGCAAGUUCUCCCUCAAGACUGUCCUGCUGCUGGCUGACCAGAUGAUCAGCCGUAUAGAGUACAUCCACUCUAAGAACUUCAUCCACAGAGACGUGAAGCCAGACAACUUCCUGAUGGGCCUGGGCAAGAAGGGCAACCUGGUGUACAUCAUCGACUUUGGCCUGGCCAAGAAGUACCGCGACGCCCGCACACACCAGCACAUCCCCUACCGCGAGAACAAGAACCUGACCGGCACCGCGCGCUACGCAUCCAUCAACACACACCUGGGAAUCGAGCAGUCUCGUCGUGAUGACCUGGAGUCUCUUGGCUAUGUCCUGAUGUACUUCAACCUGGGCAGUCUGCCCUGGCAGGGCCUGAAGGCUGCCACCAAGAGACAGAAGUACGAACGCAUCAGUGAGAAAAAGAUGUCUACCCCCAUCGAGGUCCUCUGUAAAGGAUAUCCAUCGGAGUUUGCCACGUACCUGAACUUCUGCCGUUCUCUGCGGUUCGAUGACAAGCCCGACUACUCGUACCUCAGACAGCUGUUCAGGAACCUGUUCCACAGACAGGGCUUCUCCUACGACUACGUCUUCGACUGGAACAUGCUCAAGUUUGGCGCCAACAGGGCAGCGGAGGAUGCAGAGAGGGAGAGGAGAGCUGGUGAGGACAGACUGAGACAGGGACAGGCCAGGGCCCCUGCAGGGGCCAGGGGGAUCCCCUCCGCCUCCGGACGACCCAGAGGAGCACAGGACGCAGCCGCACCCGCACCCCUUACCCCCACCUCACACACAGGUAUGGAGCGAGAGAGGAAGGUCAGCAUGCGUCUUCACCGUGGAGCUCCUGUCAACAUCUCCUCCUCAGACCUGACUGGACGACAGGACUCACGCAUGUCCACCUCACAGGCUCUCUCUCGUGUCACCCCCAGUGGCCUCCAGUCAGCAGCCCCUCGAUGAGUCCCUCUGCCCCCAUCACCACCCUGGAGGGUUAAACCAUGCACGGCCCUAACCAUACCACACACCAACACACACACCAUACCACACACCAACACACACACCAUACCACACACCAACACACACUUCAAUACCUGGAGGACGCUUACUGAAACAACCAGUCAACCCAUCAGAUGCCUGGACUCUUACACAAUCAACCAAUCAAAAGGCAGGACAAGGACCUCGUCAUCCGCUAGCAACUCCAUCCAUCCAACCAGCCAAUCAAAACACACAGACUGAUGCUCUGCCUCUUUGACAUCAGCUGAUCUCUGCUAAGUAACAAGCUCAUGCUGUUGUAACAGGGUGGAUGACACACACACUCUCUCACACACACACACACACACACACACUCUCUCUCUCUCUCACACACACACACACACACACGACUCAGAGAGCGUUCAGCCGUGCUCAUCGGGGAUGGAAGAGGAGGAGAUGAGACGGGGAUGGAGGAGGAGGAGGAGAAACAAGAGAGGGGGGAAGGAGGGAUUUUGUUGCCCCUGGCACACCCAGAACAGUCACUGCCCCCCCACCCCUCUGCUUUUGUGAACCCCAGCGAGGACACUGACAUGGGGCACACAGACCUGCUUAACGCCCCUUACACACCUCAUCCUCCAUCACUUCUCUCCUUCUCUCUCCUACUCCAUCACUUCUCUCCCUCUCCUCCAUCACUUCUCUCCCUCUCUCCUCCUCCAUCACUUCUCUCCUUCUCUCUCCUCCUCCAUCACUUCUCUCUCCUCCUCCAUCACUUCUCUCUCCUACUCCAUCACUUCUGAUGGACCAGAUGCCCCUCCCAGCCAGACAGUUCUCCUCCAGAGUUGCUGUCCUGAUAAAAACCAUCAGCUUGUUUCUCUUUCCUGUUGUUUUUUUUUACUUUAUUUACUUGACUUUUCCUCUGUUUGUAUUUUAGGUGAAGUUGAUUAAAAGUUGUUUGUACUGGCAGUGUUCUGUUCUGACUACACUGGCUGUGUGUGUUGCUGUUUUUACACGGUUGCCGAAUAUCAACGGACUCAUGCCAAUCAUAAAUCGUGUCUUAAGUGAAAAGUCAAGUGUGUUUUCUGUUUUUAAAGAGAGACGAUGGAAGUCAUAUUGAAUGAAUAACCCCUAAUUGAAACUCUGAAGGUCAUGUGAGAGAGGUCUUGUUUGUGCAGCGGGAGAUGGUCUGGGUUCCAUUUUCGUGUCCUCAAAAGACUCUCUUAAUCCCCACAAUGCAAUGCCGAGAAAGAGAGUACUAUUCUCCAACUGGACAGCGGGUUUGUUUAGAGGGUCCCAAACACCACCCUACUCCCUACUGGGCUCUGGUCCAUUCUAUUGGUCACAUACACGUGUUCAGCCGAUGUGGGUGGAGCUACAUGCUUGUGGACUGAAUAGGGGAUAGGGUGCUGUUGGAGACGUGUCCCUCUCUGUUGUUUUUAAAGGGGACUGGGAGAAAGCAAAUCCUCUACUGUUCUGAAGCUUAUAGUGACUGUGUGUGUGUGUGACAGUUUUAAAUAAGGACUGGUUGUUUGUCCAUAGUGAUGGGAUGGGGUGGGGUGGGGGGGGGGUUGCUGAUGUCUUCUCUGCUAGUCAGUCUGUUUCUCCAUCACCUCGUCUCUCUUCAGCCUCCUCUUCCUCUUCUGCUGUUGGUGUCCUGGGGCUGAAAGCUGUGAAUCACCCGUCUCCACACUCAUGUAGCAGUUAUUUUUGUUGGUGAACUUGUUGGUCAGUUAAAUGUGUGUUGGGGGGGGGGGGGGGGGUCUGCUUUAAAAUGCCUAUUUCAACCUAUGCUUUCAAUCCACCACAAUCUCAAACUUUUUAUUUUUUAUUUUGUUAUCAAUCAAUAUUUUAAAAUGUUUUUACCGUAAUGAAACUACGUUUCUGAGAAAAAAAGUGAUCUGAUAAUUGCCAGAGGGCAAAGUUCGGUUUGGUGGAUGUACAGGAGACUAUCGACCAAUGCUACGUUUCUCUCUCUUCUGGUUGUCCUAUUGGUUAGUUCAGGACGAGGGCCAACCCACUGGUCACAUCAUUCAGUGUAGUACUGCCUCAGGGUGUUGUAGGCCUUUUCUGUAGUCUGGGAUAAAGGGGGUUUAGUGGUAGCCUGUUCCUGGAUCAGUUUGUGCUGACUUGUCAACUUUAUCACUCAGUGCAUUAUAAUGAGUGACAAGGAGUUGGCAAGAGAGUCCAACCAGAUCUGAGACCAGACUAGUUUAGUGCGUCUGUCUUCUGUUGUCAUGUAUAUAGGAUGUACCUAGUACUCAACGGUGAAAUAUCAUGUCUGCAUUAGGAGCUGGUAGCAGUUCCAGGAUCAGAUGUAUUUGUUUUCCUCCUAAUGGUUAAGGUUAGGAGUUAGUUGGAUAACCUGAUCCUAGAUCUGUGGUUAGGGUUAAGUUCUACCUCCAGCUCUGUAUUAGCCACUGUGUGUAGUAUGAUGAUGAUGAUGAUGAAGGUAGUGUAUGGGGGGGGGGGGGGGGGGGUUGAAUGCUUCACUCCAUUGUAGUUUUGGGUAAGUUAGUUUUAAACCCUCGAACCGACCGGCUGAUGGUCUCAAAAAAAAAGAACCUCCCACCUCAUUCUCUUCAGUGUGGGAUUGUGGGUAAUGACGAUCAAGGUACACUUGUGUUAAGUACAGUUCUUUACGUGGGAUCUCUCGUUUCUCUCUGGGUAUGUCAUGUCUUUCCCUUCUCUCUCUUUUUAUUUCCUUCUUGUUUUGUGUUUGCAUAUCUACGUGGGGACGGACUACGGAAACCUUGCGUUGGUUCCCACAAUGCAUCACUCACUGAGUCAUGGGAAGUCUUGUCGUCAGUUUUGCUCAUCAUUUGUAAUGCCACUGUAUUUGUGUAUUUUAAAAUUGUGUAAAUAAAUGAAUAAGUCCUUGUA